CACGCGUCAGCUGUUGGCCAGCUCAACGAGGCUCGGGUUGUCUCCUCUUCCUGUUCCAUUGGCUGCGCGUUGCCCAUUCUGGAAUCUCCCUCACCGUCCUCGCACAUUCUGGUGGCCGUUCUUUUUGCCAAAACUCUCAAGUUGAUUUCAACCCCUCGAGCCUGUCCUUGCGCGCGAAUCUUUCACUGUUGCACACUCUCCCUUCAGCGUGACCUGCACCGCAAAGCAAGCCAACUUCGAUUGGCCAAACCUCUGAAUAUACCGUCGUUUUGAAAUACCACACUCCACCUCGUUGCCGUGUGAAAAAAGAGCUGGAAGCGAUCGUCCUGAACAAAGUCGCGUCACAAUCCACGGGCACACGUGAGGCUUCCGUUAGCCGAUACCAUGGGCCUCCGCAGAGUAAAAGGAACAAGUGACAUACGCCGUGCCUUCUCUUCAAUGUCUCCCCAUGGGAUUGGAGAGGAUAGAAGAACAGAGCAGCAAGGGAUAUCAGCCGGCGGGCGAAAUGAAAACACCAGAGAGCUUCAUGAUGCUAUCAGAUGGGCACAUAAAGGCUUCGGAGCCUCCUUGCCAAUAAGCGAGCAAAUGUGUCGUCCUGGGAUGUGUAAUCAACCAGUCGGUGCGAGAUAUCCCUCAAAUAGGAGCAUGGGAGAAACUGGGACUUCACGCUCAGCCUCGUCGGCCGUGUCUGCAGACAACCUGCACCUUGUGCCCUCAGAGGCGCAGACACGUGUCACGCAGGAUUUCAAGCUUGCACACAUCCCUACGUCUGCGGUGGAGGGCGACACCACGGUCUCGUUGUCUUUGGGCUCUCGAGUGUCAGGCGGGAAGACCACCAAGUCCUCUUUCCGAGUCCCGCUCUUCUACUUCGACGUCCGGGGAAGGGACCGCUCUUUCACCGCCAUGCUGGAUACAGGAGCUGCAGUCACGGUGGCCCGAGUGUCGGUUGCAAGGCGAGGAAAUGUGUCCACCCAAAAGAUAGAUCCCCCAGAGCCGCUGUGUUCAGCGUUCGGUGGGCAGCCUAUAUUCUGCUAUGAAUUUGCGCGGCUGGAACUGCAUCGGCACUGUGAACCAAACAUAUCUCGAUGUAUCAAGGUCUAUCUCCUGGAAGAUAAUAUUCUCCGAUUUGCUGAUGCUUAUAUGGCCCCCGAAGAUGCUGAGAGUCUCGGGUGGGCAAACUUUUGGCGGCGUUUCGGACGGAGAGAGUGACGCCAGAGGUGACCGGUCAAGGAGGAUAUUCUUUCAUAGGUUGUGGUCCUCGCAUCAUGGGCAUUGCUGCUGCCUCAUUCUUCACGGAUUUGCAGGGGUUGACUGGAAUUGCUUUCUUGUUCACUACACACCAUCAGAAAAACAGAACGCCCGAAUAAAAGUUUGAUUCAAGACACUGACACUGCUCACCGACAAUGUUUGCCUA
This is a messenger RNA of Cladophialophora immunda, 1414 nucleotides long. RefSeq lists its product as uncharacterized. The transcript has a single exon. Gene Ontology annotation, molecular function: aspartic-type endopeptidase activity. The record is from RefSeq and is a predicted model, not a curated record. Gene Ontology annotation, biological process: proteolysis. The coding region runs from base 385 to 1209 and encodes 274 amino acids. Lineage: Eukaryota; Fungi; Ascomycota; Eurotiomycetes; Chaetothyriales; Herpotrichiellaceae.